AUGACCGAGCAGCAGCAAGGAGGCUGCGGCUGCGCCCUCCUGUCACAAUUUUGGGGCGUGGGCCUUUGGGUGUACAUCUUCGUGGACUGCAUAGCCGUGGAGCUCGAGCGCAGUCUGCAGCCCUUUCAGCGGAUGGAUCUGACGGGCUUGCAGUGGGCUGGCUAUGUGGCCAUUGCAGUUUCCCUUUGGCUGGUGGAGGGGGUCCGUGCCUUCCAGAUGAGCUUCUCGCCAAUGCUCAUCCGCAGAGCACGUGAACUCCGGGAAGACUCCCCUGUGUGGGAGAAGAUCUUGGCGCCUUUCUUUGUCGCUGGACUCGUUUCUGCUACGCCUCGAAGGAUGAUCAAAAGCUGGCUGCUCAUUGUGAUUCUGAUCCCUGGUCUGGCGUUGUCAGUGCCACACCUGCCCUACCCUUGGCGCGAGGCCGUAGAUGCAGGCGUUGUGUUGGGCUUGGGCUGGGGCACUGCUGCUGUGGUUUAUUUCUGGCUACGGGGAUGGUUUGGGCCGGGAUGGCCUGCGAUCAGUGCAGACAUGCCCGCUAGCCGGACUAAGCCAAUCAGAGAAUCCCGUGAGCCCUUGGCGGAAGCUGCAGCCUAG
This is a messenger RNA of Symbiodinium pilosum, 594 nucleotides long. Lineage: Eukaryota; Dinophyceae; Suessiales; Symbiodiniaceae. The record is from the annotation of a GenBank genome assembly.